Messenger RNA from Maniola jurtina (meadow brown), 6234 nucleotides. It is a transcript of the gene Gpat4, whose product is annotated as glycerol-3-phosphate acyltransferase 3. Lineage: Eukaryota; Metazoa; Arthropoda; Insecta; Lepidoptera; Nymphalidae. Gene Ontology annotation, molecular function: glycerol-3-phosphate O-acyltransferase activity. Gene Ontology annotation, biological process: triglyceride biosynthetic process. The record is from RefSeq and is a predicted model, not a curated record. The coding region runs from base 78 to 1748 and encodes 556 amino acids. The transcript is spliced from 11 exons. Gene Ontology annotation, cellular component: endoplasmic reticulum.
CACAACAGCCAUUUUCAUUGAGUCAUUCAUCAAUUUGAUUGAGAAUUUUGCGAUUUUUCAAUCAAUCAGUCGCAAAUAUGGCGCUUAUGGUGUCGUUUGUGUCCGUGGCGGUUUCGAUAUUAUAUACGCCGUUCCUACUUCUAAUUCUGUGUGUGAUAUUCCUCGCUUCCAUCGGAAAAUCGUUGGGAGUACGGAGACUUUAUGUGAAUAUUUUGCUCAAACUUUUCGAGUAUGGCAGACAACACAUCGAGGUGGCGAAGAAGCUGCAGAGGAACGACAGCUCUGAUGAAGAAGAACCUCCCACGCCGGACGACAAACCACCCUCCGCCAUCAUCAAGGAGAACGGAGUUAAUGGCACAAAGAACAGUGUGAUAGAGCGACAAGAGAUCCUGGGGCCGUCUCCUGAACUCAACUACAAGAGGAGUAAGAGUCAAGAGCGGCUGCAGAACGGACAUCUGACACCAGAGGUCAAAGGAGAGAGGAACCUGGAGUUCCACCUGCACCACUGUAUGGACCUGGUCAAGGCUGGCAUGGAGUCGAUCAUCGAAGACCAGGUCACCUCCGUCUUUGAGGCUGAAGAGCUGAGGAGUUGGAACCUGCUCACCAGGACCAACAGACAGUACGAAUUUCUAACAUGGCGGCUCACAAUCAUUUGGUUCAUGGGAUUCGUCGUCAGAUACUUCUUCCUUCUACCGCUUAGGAUAUUCAUAUUUAUUGUUGGGGUCCUGAUAAUGAUAACAUCGCUGUCGCUCAUCGGAUUCCUGCCAGAGAGCAAAUUCCGGCGCUGGCUGGCGGGCCUCUUCUACAAGAUCUCCAUCCGGACGCUCAUGCGCAGCAUGUCCAUCGUCACCAACUUCCACGACGUGGAACACGUGCCGAGGUUCAACGGCUUCUGUGUUGCCAACCACACCAGCCCCAUUGACGUGGGGGUUUUGAGUGUCAACACUUGUUUCUCAUUGGUAUGGUGGCUGAUAGUAUGCACGGCGUGCGUGGGAACCCUGCCAGAUGGCCCGUUCAAACAACGCGUCAACAACGCUCUGUCGCUCAUGUGCUUCAACUUCCUCUCGCGCUGCAUCUCCGCGGUGAUCACUUACCACAACAGCGACUACAAGCCGCGCAAUGGGAUCUGCGUCGCGAACCAUACGAGCCCGAUCGAUGUGCUGGUGCUGAUGUGUGACAGCUGCUAUUCGCUGAUAGGUCAAAGGCACGACGGUUUCCUAGGGCUCCUUCAGAGGGCGCUUGCUAGGGCUUCGCCUCACAUCUGGUUUGAGAGGUCAGAGGUGAAGGACAGACAUGCAGUCGCCAGGAGGUUAAAAGAGCACAUCUCGGUGCCCGACAACCCGCCCAUCCUGAUCUUCCCCGAGGGCACUUGCAUAAACAACACGUCCGUGAUGCAGUUCAAGAAGGGCAGCUUUGAGGUCGGGGGCACGAUCUACCCCGUCGCUAUCAAGUACGACCCGCGAUUCGGCGACGCGUUCUGGAACAGCUCUCGCUACGGGAUGCUGCACUAUCUGCUCAACAUGAUGAGCUCAUGGGCCAUCGUCUGCGACGUAUGGUACCUGCCCGCCAUGGCUCGGGCGCCGAGCGAGUCCGCCGUGGAGUUCGCCAAGCGCGUGAAGGCGGCCAUAGCCACGCGCGGGGGACUCGUCGACCUUAUGUGGGAUGGACAGCUAAAGCGAAUGAAGGCAAAGAAGGAAUGGCGAGAGUUACAGCAAGAGGAAUUCAGUAAGAGAUUAAAAGGAGAAUAAAUCUAAAUACUCAUUGUUUUAAAAAAACAUUCAUUUAUGAAGUGAUGAUGUUCGGGACUAAUUUAGCAUUACUUUACCGAAUAACAUUCAUUUGUUAAGUGGUGAGGUUGUAGACAAUUGAGGCAUUACUAUAGAUUUGGUUGGUUUUACCACAAAAAAUUUAAACAAGCGUUAAGUAUACCUGUUAUUUUUAAACCAAACAGACUCACCAUCCAUAAACUGUCAAAACGUCUAUUUAGUCAUCAGAUAAACUGGUUUUUAAAUUUUUUGUAGUAAAAACGGGUGAGCUUAGAAAAGUGCUAUUGAAUCACAAAUGAAUAAGUUAACGAUUCAAAGGCACUUCAUACAAGUUUAUUUGAAUAAACCUUUAGAAAAAAAGCCCACUACCCAAACUGCAGCCGGGUGGGUCUAAAGUCCAUAUCUUUUUUCUCUAGGUGUCUAUUCAGACGAACCACAUAACAGGGUCAUUAAUUGCAGUCUUCAGAUGCCCGAAAGUUAGGUUUCAUGACCUCUUGUGAUGCAGUGGUGAGUUCGAUUCUCGGCUGAGUCAAUUUGGGACUUUAUAAUUUCUAAAUUGGCUCCGGUGGUUUUGUGGGAGGCUUCACAAAGCCAUACUGCAAGUUUGUGGUACGCCUGAAAGGACUCUAUGAUAGAUGUGACCUUCCCUCAGAAGUUCAUAAAUACUAAUAGACUGCUUAUACUUCUAUUGUAAAAUAUACCUACGAAAUGGAGGUUUUUUCGCGACUUAUUUAUUGUAGUUAUUAUUAUUAUGUAAUCCCAAGUUUGAAAGGCUAUUAGUUAUUAUAAAAAUUGUAACCUUUUUUGUAAGUUACACAAAUAUGUAAAAAUGUAAGGUUUUACAGAAUUACACGAGAAAUAUUUGUAAUCAGUAUGAAAAAUAUUUAUGUAAUAUGUAUGUAUUUCGGUAAUAAUAUACACUUAUGGUUCUAAAGGAUUUAAUUUAUGUUAAAAUUUUUGUAUGUAAAAAAAUACUGUAAAAAUGGUUAAAAAAAAUUGUAAAAGCUAUUAAAAUUACUAUAUACAGUUGUACAAAACUGCAUUUUAAUUAUUGUUAGUUACAACGUGUUACGAAAUUCCUAAUCAAUAGGCGAUAGUGAAAGAUGUAAAUUUUUACAAAUGUAACUAGAUUUCUAGGUAUUAAAUAAUUGUGUAAUUUUUAUAUAUAAAUGACACUAAAACUCAUUUAUGGCGAGUCAGAAACGGAAACUUUGACAUUUUAAAUUAAGCUUUUUUACCACCAAAUUAUUAAUUAUGCGUUUAUUUUGGCAGCUUUUUGUUUAGCAUUUAUUUGUCAUUUAUCGAUAGUUGAUUAUCGAACAAUAUCAAAAAUAAAGUAUGAAGUUUUUGUUUCGGGAAAUGUGUGUAAAUAUACCUUUAAAAUGUAUGGAAAGUUGUUUGAACGUUGAAAUUGUUAAUUAUUAUUACUUUCUCUCUCUCUCACUCCCUGCGUUGUAUUCCUCAUUGCUGGAGGUCGUGACCCUUUUCCAUGAAUCAUACAAUGGAAGGGGUUUUGUUGAGAUAUUAUUGCGGUGGGCUUCCAGAUCCAUCCGCAUACGACUCGAUUAAGAGUAUGAAACUUUGACUCUCAGAUUUAACCAUUAAUAUCAGAUCUUAGUGAUAAUUAGGCGGUCACCCAUCCAGUUACUGAUUUAGAUCAGCGUCGCUUAACCGGCGCAAUCUGAUAGGCAAUCUGUGUCGCAACUACGCAACUAGGGCCAAAUGUCUCAUUUUAUUAUCACAGUAGGAUUUGACUGAAGUUUUUUUAUUUAAUUUAAAUAUAUGAAACUUAUAUGAAACAUAGGGUACGACUUAUAAAAAUUUUACAUCACUGUUAUAGCAUAAUUUUAACUUAUUUUUUACAUUUGGUCUAUAUUUAAGUUAUUAUUUAUUACAUAGACUUAAUGUCAUGUAUGUAUAUUAUGUGACCUACUCGAAAACCGGAAAUUAUGUAGCGGUAUUAUUAUUUUCAGGUUUUACAUAUCUACAUAUCUGCAUGCGUUGCUUUAAAAUAGUCAAAUGUUCUAUAAAACCUAAUAUUUUUUUAAUAAAAUAUUGUUGCAAAAUAUUGUUUGUAGUCAAUGAAUGUCAUUAUCAUUACAAUAAUAAUUAAAGUAUGUAAUGUAUGUAUGUUUUAAUUUAGCAAAAUACUUUUUUUACAAUUUUUACUUAAAAUAUAUUGUUUUUUUUUUUAAAUUAUAAUGUACUCGUAUCUCUUUGAUUACUUAAUCAUAACAACCGGAACUAUGUUAAAAAUGUAAAAUUCGUUAAAACCGGCUAAGUCACUUUUAAUGUGUAGAUAUAAUAAUUAAAUAAUUACUAACAUUUUGUAAUCCUCGCAUAAAAUAUUUCAUUUACCAAUAAUAAUUUACAAUAGGUAACAUAGUUACAAUAAUUAAUUAAUGUACCAUUAAUCUGCGAUGAACGAAAAUUACAAUUUUAGUAAUCAUAAUAUAAACAGUGCACUGGUUUAUUUUAUUUUUAGUGUAAUUUAAUUUACACAAAAUAGUAGUAAAAUGAUGUUUUGUAAAAUUUAUUAACACAAUUUUUCAAUGUAAAAAUCAUUAAAUCAGUGAUACUUGUUGUGAUUGGGUUGAAAGUGAAGUAUUUGAUUAAGUGAUUGUAGUUUUUAAUUAAAAACGGCUUAAUUAACUAUUGUAAAGUUAUUUAAUUAAUAAUUGAUUUUACCAAACUUAUUGGGGUAAUUAUUUUACAAAUAGAUAUAAAUUAUUGUACUCGUCUGUUUGUAUUUAAUGGGAAGCAAAUGUUUAAAGAGUAGCCAUAUCUUAUAAAGCCAAACAAGGGCAACAAUUAAAAAUCAGGAAUAAAUUAUUAAUUUUCUUAAGAGUUGUUUUUCUCGAUCGCCAAAUAAACUUAAACUGUAAAAUAACUUUUACAUUUUGACAGAUUAACUUUAACAUUUUGACAGAUUUCGGAUUUAUAAACUGUGACAACAUUAAAACUCCUCAAUUAAAAAUAUUUGGCGAUUAAACAAUUGAGUUAUAAGUGAAAAAAACAUGAAAAAUGCAUACUUCUUUAAAGCAUUAGGGCCACAAAAAAAAACUUAUCCUGAAAAAACCAGGACUCUUGGUUAUCCUGUAUAACAGAUAACUAUCAGACUAUCGCAAAAAAAAUGUAUUUAAUAUAAUAAUAUUAUCUAUUACAAUUCGUCUGUUUAUAAAUGACUGUAAAUUCUGGUCACAUAGAAAUCUCCAAUUCUAAAAAAAAUUAGUAGCAUUUCAAUUUACAAAAUUAGUUUGAUGUGUGAUUUUGAAAUCAUCAGAUCAAAUAUUAUAUACAUUAUAUAUUUGAUGAUUAUACAUUAUAUAUAUUUGAUGAUUUGUAUACUUACAUUAUAUGUUUUUAUAGACACUAUUUUUAGGGUCUGGGCUUUGAUUGCGGCCACCUUUAACUUUUUGGAGUUUUAAGCAAUUAAAUAUCAAUUGGUUUAACGGUGAAGGAAAACAUCGUGAGGAAACCUGCAUGCCUGAGAGUUCUCCAUAUGUUAUCAAGGGUGUGUAAAGUCUGCCAAUCUACAUUGGGCCAGGUGGAGUACGGCCUAAACCCUUCCCAUUCUGAGAUUUCCGUGCUCAGUAGUAGACCGGCGAUAAUGAUAUAGAUUGGACAUGCUUCUUCUCAGACCAGGGCGCGCUUGGAACACUUGUAGCUUUAGUUUAAAGUUAACAUCAUCAUUCAUAGACAUAUUAGUUCGUAUGGACCCGGUCAUUGAACAAAUAAAAUGGCAGUAAUUUCUUGGUGCUAAAGUGUAUAAGGAGCACCGAAGCGAACUGUGAUGUUUGGAUUUCAUAUGCGAGCAGAUGUUGCUUUGCAUUGCUAAAAUGCCAAGUUCAUGAGUGGUUAAGAGAUGGCGCUGAUUUAUUAAUGAUUAAACCGUAAAAAAAAAUUAUUCGGAUGACCAUAUUUUGCAAUUUAUAUCUAUGAUCAUCAUUACAUUAAUUAUCUUAUAUAAUGUUCAACAAAUUCAAUUUUUUUUAUUCAAUUAGAGUUUUACAAGUACUUUUGAAUUGUAAAAAGCAUCUACCACUGGUUCGGAACGCCUUUCCUGCCGAGAAGAACCAGCAAGAAACUCGGCGGUUGCUCUUUUCAAAGAUUUGAUAUACAAUAUUAUGCCAUGUAUAAAAGUAAUUGAAUAGUGCGGGCUGCAGGUUAAAUCCACGCUCUUUAAUCAUUUACAUAAUCUUUGAUUGUAUAACAAUGCUUUUCUCAGGAGCAUAGUUUUAAUAGAUUUUGCAUUGUUGACCACCUACCAUUGUAGACUUUUUGAUCUAGAAUAAACGUCUGAAUUUGGACAUUUCUAUGUGACUAGAGUAUAAGAGGUGGUGCGACAUGUAAUGAAGCAAUAUAUUUUUGGAUUGCUCAAAUGUGAUGAAUUUUGCGGGGUUCGUAUAUUCUUGUAGGCAUUUUUAUCGAUAAUACUGAUAAUGAUAAUAAAUUGAUUAAUAAAUAA